AGUCUUCUUGCAUCUCUCUCUCUCUCUCUCUCUCUCUCUCUCUCUCUCUCUUCGUCUGUUGUUCAAAAUGCGAUAUAUACUCCCGAGACCUUCUCCGGCUUAUCUCUCACUUUCAGAUAUGACGGUUGAGUACAGUACCUCCAUCGUUUUCGACUAUGUCUCAGAUGCUACGAGCUACCUACUCCUGUUUAGUGGUCUUCAAAGAGAAGCCUUCGCCGUAUGCUAGUUGUGUUAGAAUGCAGUUAUAUUCUAUAUAUAUGUGCUCCCAUUGAUGGCGAGGUGCUGAAAAAGAUCAUUUCUAUCCUUGAAAUUUUACCAGUUAAAGACGGUGAAUCUGUUCUUGUUCUGUUAUGGGUGCCAAAGGAAAUUGGAGACGCAUGUGUGCUUACUAUAGCAGCAUGUAUGCCUUUUCGUGUUUUUGGGAACAACAAAGAACUUCAGAAAUACUAUUUAGCCUGUUUAGACCACAAACUCUAUGUGUAUAGAGAUGCUAAGGAAGAAGCGGCAUUCGGUCUUGCAGGCAAGGCUUACCUACGCUGCACUCCUCAACAAACUCAAAACGUGCACGAAUACCCCGAAGAUCAGCGUCCUCCAUGUGAAGAUGCUAUUUUUACUAAGAAUUGGGGAUCCUUUGCUGUGCCUGUGAUUGACACUAAUAAACGUGUGCUUGAGUUUGUCAUGGAUACACCGCGGGAUUAUAGCAAUGAUAUUCUUGUGGUUCAAAGACUCCUUCAGGAUGCCGGUUUGCAAAUUUCGAUCCAAAUGGAUCACAAAAAAAGACGUUACCUAAAACCCAAAAAGAUGAUCCGUAAAUCAAAGUCAUUUGACAAUACGAAGUAUUGCCGUCUUGCUCCAUUGUUUGGACUGAGUAAGGCCUAUGCCGCAGAAAUACUUGAACUUAAACCAGGUACCUUUACGAAUGUUUGUAGGAGAGUAGGAAUUCCGGAAUGGCCAUGUGUACGAAAUACCAGAGCUUCUUCUAUCCCGGAAACUAAAAUCAAUCAAAUGAUAGCCGAGAUUAGCUCUUUUGUAACUCCGAAUGCUGAUUUGAUAUCCAUCUCGGAUAAUGGAUUUCCUAAAUGGCCACCGGAACAAACUAUGACUAGUGAUUCUGAUGCUUGUGUAUCAGAACUUGCUAGUCUUGAUUUCAUGGCAAAACUCGAUGAAAUGGAACGUCUUGAUUUCAUGUAUGAUGAAGAAAUGAUCAAUAUUGAUCACGUAAAUGCUGAUUUGAACUCUAUCGGGGACAAAGGAUUUCCUGAGUCGUCGCUGGAACAAACUAUUACUAUUGAUUCUAAUGCUUUGUUGCCCGAACGUGUUGAUCCUGAUUUCAUGGCAGACCUUGGUGCAAUGGAAUUACAUGCUAACUAUGCACCAAGCACUAAACAUCUUGAUUUCAUGGAUGAUGAAUUAGAAAGGAUGAAUAUUGAUAGUCUAGAUGCUUUUUUUAACUCCAUCUGGGACGAAGGAUCUCACGAGUCUUCUCUGGAACAAGCUACUACUAUUGAUUAUGAUGCUUUGUCGCCUGAACGUGUUGGUCCUGAUUCCUCGGCAGACCUUGGUGAAAUGGAACAUCGUGAUAAAUAUGCGCCUAGCAUGGAAUAACUUGCAUGAUGAUACAUGGAUCAAUGAUAUGUUGGCAGCAUAAAAUUAAAUAAAGUGAUGCAACAAGAGCUAUAAGUUGAGUUUAAUGUCAACUUGAUAGGACUCGUAUGCAAAAGCGGAAAGUGAGUGUUUGGAUGUGUUCUACUGCUUGGCUUAGGUGUAGAACCAUAAUAAAUAAGUAGUUUUGUUUCAAACAUAACAAAUAUCCAUGUGACCUUUCCUUUGUAACGACAUUAUUGUUUGUAUGUUAUUUGCUUUUGUUGUCCA
Molecule: messenger RNA, 1872 nt
Organism: Helianthus annuus (common sunflower)
Lineage: Eukaryota; Viridiplantae; Streptophyta; Magnoliopsida; Asterales; Asteraceae
Exons: 7
Coding region: 220-1605 (461 amino acids)
Molecular function (GO): DNA-binding transcription factor activity
Source: RefSeq, a predicted model, not a curated record